AUGAAGAAUGAAUCUUUUCAACUUCUAAGCCUUAUGCUUGGCACUGCAGCUACAGCACCUAUCGUGACCGUGCUGAACGGUACAUAUGAGGGACGUUACUUGCCAGAAUUCAGCCAGGAUCUCUUUCUAGGUAUACCUUAUGCUCAGGACACCAGUCUCGCCAAUAGGUAUCGUGUCCCUCAGUCAUUGAAUGAGACAUGGCCGGGCGUUCGUGCGGCCACACACUACAGCAAUGCUUGUCCAGGCCUGUAUCCGGAGCUGGACAGUAUGUAUGGAAUGAGUGAGAAUUGUCUGACCAUUAACAUUGUUCGACCCGCUGGAAUAGAAGUCGACGCACAACUGCCGAUCAUGUUCUGGAUUCAUGGCGGCAGUUACCAGCUAGGGACCACAGGGCUGCCGAAUUACAAUCUUAGCUAUAUCGUGCAAAGGUCUGUUGACAUAGGACGGCCUAUCAUCGCAGCCAGUAUCAAUUAUCGUAAAGGUGGAUGGGGCAAUCUCUACUCCAUUGAACUGCAAGGCUCUGGAAACACCAACUUAGCGCUUCGAGAUAUGCGCAAGGCGCUUGCCUGGGUAUCCGAGAAUAUCAAGUGUUUUGGAGGUAAUCCUAACAGUGUUACUGUCUGGGGUGAAUCUUCCGGUUCUUUUGCUGUAGGUCAACUUCUACUUAGCUAUGGUGGAAGGACAGAUAAUCUUUUUCAUCGCUCCAUUCAACAAUCCGGAAGUGCAACGACUGCAUGGACCAAUGGCAGUGAUUGGUAUCAACCCAUAUACGACGACAUUGUCAAUCAAACUAAUUGCUCCGAGGCAAUCGAUACACUUGCAUGUUUACGUACAGUGCCAUACGAAGUCCUCUUGCCCUUACUGGACAAAUUUCCGACUCUUAAUGGUGGACCCGGCUACUACCCGACCGUGGACGGAGACAUCUUUCCCAUGUAUCCUACUGAAGCUUAUCGCAAUGGUCAUUUCGCCACGUCGAUACCUCAUCUCUAUGGCACGAACACCGACGAGGGUACAGAUAAUGCGCCUAGCGACGGCGUCAUCAAUACCGACGAGGACUUGUUCGCAUUCCUUCUUAACAGCACAGGCUUUGACUUCCCGUCAUCCACCGUAGAUCAAAUUAUGCAACUAUAUCCUGAUGAUCCCGAGGUCGGCAUUCCAGCUCACACAAGUAUGAAUCGCUUCGAAGACCACGGUCGUCAGUACAAGCGCAUCGCUGCCAUAAUGGGCGACGUCUUUUAUCAUGCUCCACGCCUCGACGAUGCCAGAUCCUACACGAAAUCUGCCGAGAGUGGAUCGAAGACUUUCACAUACAGAUACAAUACUCGAGGCUGGAUGAACAAUACCAAUACGACUUAUGUGGACGUCACAGGUUCAUUCGCUCCUGAUUACAAAGGCGUUGCUCAUGCAAGCGAACUUGGCUUUGUGUUUGAUAAUCCUCAUUUCCAUGGCGUAUGGGCGGGUUACUCGGAGUUGAGUGAUUUGAUCAGCGAGCUAUGGAUCAACUUCGCACAUGACGGAACGCCAAAUGUUGCACUGGUAUCAGACUAUGUGGUCGAGGAGGAUGCAGAGGUCAUUGAGCAGACCUUAGAGAAUACAAAUGUCACUGGGUUGCAGCGUCUUUAUUGGCCUAGCUAUGAUGAGGACGAGAGAGGCCUGAACCUCGUGCUGCAGACACAAGGACAAGGCGGUUGCUACGUGGAGCCUGAUACUUACCGCCUCGAGGGCAGAGAGUAUCUUACGCAGUGGGCAAGGCGACGACAUGUCUGA
Messenger RNA from Lithohypha guttulata, 1767 nucleotides. RefSeq lists its product as uncharacterized. The transcript has a single exon. The record is from RefSeq and is a predicted model, not a curated record. The coding region runs from base 1 to 1767 and encodes 588 amino acids. NCBI's taxonomy places the organism in Eukaryota, Fungi, Ascomycota, Eurotiomycetes, Chaetothyriales, Trichomeriaceae.